CGCAAAACGGAAGCGGAAAUUUCCGUAGUUGCCUAGAAGACGCUGCUUCCUUCCCUUCCCCAUCACCCAAGGAUAAUUUCUCUCCGGCCCUCUGGCUGUCGGACCUAAUGCUGCUGCCCCGGCGGGACUGUUUACGAGCAGCCAGUGAGCCCGGAGCAUAGAGAGCGCCAGAGUGCCCUCCACCAACCCUUUGCAAUCAGCGGUACGCCAAUUUAUCUGUCACCAUGACACACUCAAUGUUGCGUAGAACACUGAAGAACCUGGUCCAGAACUUCUCUGAGGCCGAAGUCAAGGUCCGAGAGGCCACCUCCAACGACCCCUGGGGUCCCUCCAGCUCCCAGUUGUCCGACAUCUCAGACCUGACGUACAACGUGGUGGCCUGCAAUGAGAUCACAAGCAUGCUGUUCAAGCGCCUCAACGAUGUCGCCAAGAACUGGAGGCACGUGUACAAGUCUGUUGUAUUGCUGGAGUAUCUGCUGAAGACGGGCGCAGAUGGAGUGGUCACUGCCAGCCUGGAGAACGUCCACGUGGUCAAGGCUCUUACCGAGUUCCGCGCCGUAGACAAAGACGGCAAAGACCAGGGCGCUACCAUCAGAGAGAAAGCAAAGAUUGUGCUGGUGUUGAUUGAGGAUCCAGAGAAGCUCAAGGAAGAGCGUGAUAUGGCCAUGAAACACAAAGACAAGCUACAAAAGGCAACCACAGCUGCGACGGAAGCAGCAGCGGAGAAAGAAAAGCCAGUGAUCGCACCCUACACUGGCCUCCCCAAGCUGGAUAACAUCCCUUCAGUGGCCGAACUCAUGGCCGAGAUGGCCGCCAAGAAGGAAGAGAGGCGCAAGGAAGAGGAGAAAAAGAAAUCAGAUGAGCGAAGGGCUAAGGAGGGUGAUACGGAACCAGACCUGUGGGAGCAGGGGGGCACCGCUGCACCACCCUCUGGCUCAGACCCAUGGGGGGGUGCCCCCUCUGAACCUCCAAAGGAUGAUGGUUCAGCUAAGAAUGACCCCUGGGGAGGCGCAAGCGAACCAGCCGCUGCCAGUAAAGAUCCCUGGGGUGGGGGAUCAGACGCUGCCCCAUCUGAAGAGGCUCCUGCAACUAAUGAUCCUUGGGGCGGAGGAGCUGACAGUGCACCAAAGGAGACUUCGCCAGCUAGCAAUGAUCCAUGGGGUGGCUCGGGAGAUGCCCCAUCUGAGGACACUCCAGCAAGUAAUGAUCCUUGGGGCGGGGGAUCGGACACUGCCCCCAAAAAAUCUCCUCCCACCACCAACGACCCUUGGGGUAGUUCGGGAGAUGCCCCACCAAAAGAUACUCCAGCAAACGAUGAUCCUUGGGGUGGGGAAUCAGACUUUGCCCCGAAAGAAUCUCCUCCACCUAGCAAUGACCCCUGGGGUGCUGCAGGAGAUGCCCCAUCAAAGGACGCUCCUGCAACAAAUGACCCUUUUGGUGGUGGGUCAGACAUUGCCCCAAAAGAGUCUCCCCCUUCAAGCAACGACCCAUGGGGUGCAUCAGGAGAUGUGCCAUCCACAGAAGCACCUGUAGCGAACGACCCUUGGGGUGGAGGAGCAAGUGACACCACAAAAGAUUCUGCCCCUGUCAGCAAUGAUCCAUGGGGUGAUUCAGGCACCACAGUAGAUGCCCCAUCCAAAGAUACCCCUGCCACCAGUGAUCCUUUUGGUGGAGGAUCAGACAUUGUCCCAAACGAUUCUGCACCGGCCAGCAGCGACCCAUGGGGAGCAUCGCUCGAUGCACCCUUGGAAUCUCCACCGGCUAAAUCAGACCCUUGGGAGACACCCGCUGCCAAAACCUCACCUGACACAGCCCCAGCCAGCGCUGACCUUUGGGGUGCCCCAACAGAGGUGCAAGAACCCAAACCAGACCCAUUCGAUACACCCUUGGAGUCCCAAGAACCCAAAGUGGACCCAUGGGAUGCACCAGCAGAGCCUCCCAAAACCAAAUCAGACCCAUGGGAUGCACCAGCAGAAGUACCUGAAACCAAGUCAGAUCCUUGGGAUGCGCCGGUAGAAGCACCAGUAACCAAACCAGAUCCGUGGGACGCACCAGCAGAGGCGCCUGAAACCAAGUCAGAUCCAUGGGAUGCGCCAUCAGAUACCCCACAGACCCAGGCAGACGCCUGGGGUGGAGGAGGGGAUGGGUUCGGUGAUGAAAAGAAAGCAGACAGUGACCCUUGGGGUGCCCCAGCCACUUCUCCUCCUAGUGGAGAUGACCCAUGGGGGGCUCCUCCAGCUGCCGCAACCAGCCCCAGUGGUGACCCUUUUGGAGACGGAGGCUCUACAGAUGCUUGGGGAACGCCAACCAAAAGUGCUAAUAACGGUGACCUGACAGAAGGAGCAAAAACGAAAGCUCCCCAGGGCCUCUCAGCAUGGCUAGAUGGGCUGACCCUGGACUUAACCAUGCCUAGUAAAGAAGGGGUCAACCAAACCACCCCUGUGGCACCUAUCCCAUUUGGUUUCAACCCCGUCACCCCCAGACCCUUCCAUCCCCAAAGCACCACCAGGCUCACAGGUGCAUCCAGCUAUACCCCUUUCAUCCCCCAGGGGGUGCCGCGUCACCACCUUACCCCCAUGGGGGGAUUUCAUGCCUCGUCCCCCCUCUGGGGAGCUGGGAUGGUGGCACCCAUCCAGCAAGGGGUUCCCUACGGAGGGUCUCCCAGUGGCAUGGCUGGUUCCCCAAUGCUGACUGGGAUGCGGAUGCCUGUUCAGCCUCCUCGGCCACCAUGUGGUGGUGUUGGCAUGUUUGUAACUGAUGCAAACACAAACAACCCUUUCCUCAUCUGAAGAUAUCCAUGUCCUAUGAAUGUUGUGUACAUCAUAUCCUGUCAUCCAUAUCUUAUGACCUACCCUCUCACCUAUCCCCCACCACCCGUCAACCCUGAUACUGCACCUACAAGCCUCCAGUGUAUGUGUGAUAUACCUUACUGUAAGAUAUACAUGAUGUUUGGAGAUUAAAAAAAACACUAUUUAAAAAUCAAUAAGAAGCAUAAUAUGCGCAUAUGUGGUCUUUACCUCCAUCUGGAGGAAAGAAAUGCAUGUCUGUUGAAUCCCUCAGUAGAGUGAAUGUAUAGACUGAACGGCUGUGUGUGUGAGAGAAAGGAAGAGUGAAAGAAUGAUGUAGGUAUUUUCUGUUUAGUUAUACUCCUCCCCGUGCUGUAUUUUCGUUCUUGGAGGAUGUGAAUUGUGAAGGGGGGGUUUGGAUGUCUGUGAAAUGCCCUCCUCCCUUUGACAUCAGUGUAAACCUUCAGCCUCCUCAGUUGAAUCAAGAACUUUGGGAGGGUCUCUUCAGAUGUGACUCGACCCCAGAGACUGACCUACACAAAGCCACUGUUUAAGUCAAAGAAAAGACUUUGUUUCCUCAAGCAUCGUCAGGUCAGAGAUCGUGGCUGCCAUCAGAUAAUGGAAAUAUCUCCAUACAUCAGCUAGCCUACUAAUGCACAUCAGUCAUCCAACCACCAUGGGGCUUGCUACUCUUCAAAUGAGUGAAAUCAUAUCACUUAAUUAUGUUUUUUUUUAUCUUGUUAUGUACAGUACAAUAUCUGUUUCAUGGACAGAUAUAUUGAAGUGAUGAUUCUGUAGCUUAGAGAGAAUGUUGCAAAUAAGCACAGGUGUGUAGGAGCCACAGGGGAAACAGAGUUUUGGUGUUUUGUUUUGCUUCUGGAACAUUCCAAUCAUGCAUCACAUUGUGUCAGAGGGCAGUUCUGACAGAUAGAUGGGACAAUAGCCUGGUUUGCUAUUUAUGUGUUUAUUUAUUUAUGUAAUGACUUAUUUAUUACUGUUUUUGUUUAUUUAUUUAAAUUGUUGGAUUGUUGUGUCAUCUGGAAGUUUGAAAAGCUGUUUUCCUUAUCAAUCAAACCAGUAGGGCAUCAUAUUGGUUGUUCGGAGUGCCUGUGGCUUUAGACUGAAGAAAAGCAAUGACAUGAUGCAAUCAAACAAACGAUAAUACAUUAAACGAGGAGGGGGACAUUCUCUGUGCAGUUCUGUUCUCUUUUUCAGCCGAGGGGUGGUCUGUGAUGAUGUCUGUUGUUAUUGUUAUUGAUGGUAUACAUAUAGUCAGAAAUAUGAGUUGGUUUUAUAUUUAAAAAAAAAAAAUAAUAUAUUUAUUUUACCAGGUAUGUCAAAGCAGUGUUGUUUCCCUGUGAAAGUGCACAAUUGAGAAAUAAACUGGA
Messenger RNA from Sardina pilchardus (European sardine), 4174 nucleotides. RefSeq names its product epsin 1b (gene epn1b). Gene Ontology annotation, biological process: endocytosis. The transcript has 11 exons. The record is from RefSeq and is a predicted model, not a curated record. The coding region runs from base 225 to 2789 and encodes 854 amino acids. Lineage: Eukaryota; Metazoa; Chordata; Actinopteri; Clupeiformes; Clupeidae. Gene Ontology annotation, cellular component: endosome; plasma membrane; clathrin vesicle coat. Gene Ontology annotation, molecular function: clathrin binding; phospholipid binding.